This is a messenger RNA of Rana temporaria (common frog), 7362 nucleotides long. RefSeq names its product lipoxygenase homology PLAT domains 1 (gene LOXHD1). Lineage: Eukaryota; Metazoa; Chordata; Amphibia; Anura; Ranidae. Gene Ontology annotation, molecular function: protein binding. The record is from RefSeq and is a predicted model, not a curated record. Bases 136 to 7020 code for a protein of 2294 amino acids. The transcript is spliced from 43 exons.
UUGCACACAGUGCUCCCGCCAGCAGAGCUGGGCUCGCCCCUCAUUCUGCAUCAACCAUAAGGUCCUCUACAAAGUAACGGUGAAGACGGGAGAGAAGAAGCUGAUGCGGAAACCAGCGCAAGGGUCUACAUACAGAUGAAAGGAAGCAAAGGGAAGGUGAACAAGACCCAGCUGUAUAAAAAAUCCACUCCGGACUCUGAAUUUAAAUUCAACAAAGGUUCAACUCACACCUUCAAAGUUUAUGGGCCGGAGAUCGGGGACAUUAAAAGCAUAACUCUGGAGCACGAUGGCUUGGAACAACAACACGCCUGGUAUGUGAACGAAAUCACAGUCACCAACACAAACCGAGACAAGUCAUGGCAGUUUCCGUGCCACCGGUGGUUCUCCCUGUACAAUGCCGACUGCCAGCUCAGCCGAACCUUAACGCCCAGCAGUAAAACUUCUCAGCACCAACUAGAUGGAAAAGUGGGCGACCAUACUGUUUACGAAGUGGUCACCAUAACUGGAGAUGUACGAGGAGCCGGCACUGAUGCCAAUGUCUUUGUCACCCUCUUUGGGGAGUUUGGGAUUACACCCAAGAUCCAUCUCACCAGCAAGAGUAGAACGGCAUUCGAGAGGACAAAAACCGACGUGUUUCGGGUUAAAACCAAUAAUGUUGGGCCCCUCAAGAAGAUAAGGAUUGAGCAUGAUAACACAGGCCUGAAUGCCGGCUGGUACCUGGACCGUGCGAUAGUUACAGACAUGAACAGACCUCAUCUGAGAUUCUAUUUCCCCUGUAAUAACUGGCUAAGUAAGGAGGAUGGAGAUGGCCUGUAUGUCAGAGACCUUCUGGGGAGCCUCAAUCCUAUGGAUGUGCCUAAGGUGAAUAAAUAUAUUGCCAGAGUGUUUACCGGAUCUGCCAACGGAAGCGGGACAGACGCGGACGUCUUCCUGAACAUAUUCGGGGAAAAUGGUGACACAGGGGAAAGGAGGCUGGACAAUGACAAGAACAACUUUGAGAAAGGAUCGGAAGACAAGUUCACCAUCGAUGCGCCAAACUUGGGAAAACUUCGGAAAAUCACCAUCGGCCACAACAACAAGGGAGGGUCGGCUGGGUGGUUUCUGGAGAAGGUUAUUAUUGAGGACAUUGGCAACAAAUCGAUCUACGAAUUCCCGUGUUCUCGCUGGUUCGCUAUUGAUGAAGAUGAUGGAAAAAUUCAGAGAGAUCUUCUGGUUGGAGGAAGUGAAGCCACGGGCAUUGUCUACAAUGUCUCUGUAAUGACCGGAGACAUCCGAGGAGCCGGGACAGACUCGAAGGUCCACAUCAUUCUUCAUGGAUCGAAAGGGUUAAAAAACAGCGGCAAGAUCUUUCUUGAGGGAGGAGAGUUUGAACGACGGAAGAUCGACGUCUUCAACAUCGAGAUCGCGGCUUUACUCAGCCCCCUCAGCCGGGUGACCAUCGGGCAUGACGGGAAUGGCGUUGGCGCUGGAUGGUACUGCGAGAAGGUGGUGGUCUACUGCCCUUUCACCGGCAUCGAACAGACCUUCCCGUGUGGCAGAUGGCUGGACAUCGAUGAAGGAGAUGGUUUGAUAGAAAGGGAACUUUAUGAAAUGGUUUCUUUGCGCCAGAAAAGACAAAAGAAACACCCAUGGUCACUUUGGAUAUGGACAAGUGACGUUAAAAAUGCUGGAACAGAUGCCAAUAUCCUUCUGCAGAUCUUCGGACAGAAGGGAAAGUCGGAUGAAUUGAGGCUGGACAACAACUCAGAUAAUUUUGAAACGGGACAGACAGACAAGUUUAUGAUUGAACUUCCAGAUCUUGGGGCCCUAUAUAAGAUCAGGAUAUGGCAUGAGAAGAGGAAUGCUUUUAGUGGUUGGCAUCUAAGUAAGUUGACUUUGCUAAAGACCCUGACCAAAGAGAAAUACACCUUUAAAUGUGGCCGUUGGUUGGACCUGAACGAAGAUGAUGGGGAAAUUGUACGGGAGCUUCCGGCAGAAGGACCACUGGUGCUUGAGGUUUUACCAGUGGUGAAGUAUCGAGUGACUGUCUGUACCGGCAACGUGAGCGGUAGUGGAACCGAUGCCAACGUCUUCCUCUGCCUAUUCGGAGACCUCGGGGACACUGGAGAACGCUUCCUCAUUGACUGCAAGAACAACAUGAACAAGUUUGAAAAGGGCAAUGCUGAUGAAUUUAUCAUAGAAGCCGUGACUCUACAGAAAGUGAGGAGGGUGCGCAUAGGGCAUGAUGGGAAAGGAGGAGGCUGCGGAUGGUACCUUGACAAGGUUCUAGUGAAAGAGGAAGGAAAACCCGAUUCUGAAAACAUAGAAUUCCCCUGUGACAGGUGGUUCGAUAGGAAUGAAGAUGAUGGUUUUAUCAUUCGAGAGUUAGUUCCAAGCGGGGACUCGCAGAAUCUGAGAAGUAUCAGUUAUCACUUCCAGAUUAAGACAGGAGAUGUCAGCGGCGCCAGCUCUGACUCCCGAGUGUUUGUCAAGCUGUACGGUGAGAAGGGAGACACCAUCAAACAGUUCCUGCUUGUUUCUGACAACGACGUGGAUGACAACUUUGAAAGGGGACGGGUGGACAACUUCACCAUCAACACCAUAGAUAUUGGGAAGAUUAACAAGCUCCUGAUUGGCCAUGAUAAUGUGGGAAUUCGAGCUGGGUGGUUUUUGGGCAACGUUGUGGUGCUGGUCCCGGCACAUGGCAAACAGUAUAUGUUCCCAGUCAACCGCUGGCUCUGCAGGGAUGAAUGUGACGGCAAAGUGGAGGUGGAAGUCUACGCCAGUGAAGUCAUCGAUAUUGAGAAAUUGAUUAAUUAUGAAGUCACCGUCACCACGGGGAAUGUGCGCGGUGCUGGUACCAAUGCCAACGUUUUUAUGCAGCUUUAUGGGGAGCACGGGAAGACGGAGGAAACCACCUUACGUAGUCGAUCCAAUGACUUUGAGAGAGGAGCAGAGGAUAUAUUUAAGAUUGAAGCACUUGAUGUUGGUAAAAUCCUCAAGCUCAGGAUUGGUCAUGACGGUAAAGGGCUUGGAGAUGGCUGGUUUUUAGAAUCAGUUGAGGUCCGGAGGGUUGAGGAAAAAAUGGUAGCCGUCGCACAACCCCCUGAUAAGAAGAAGAAGACAAACAAGAAGAAGAAGCCCGGUAAAGAGGAAGAGGAGCUGCAACCGAAGGAAGUAGUGCAGUCAUACAAGUUUGAGUGUAACCGGUGGCUGGCCCGCGGGGAAGGCGACGGAGAGUUGGUGGUGGAACUUGUUCCUCAAAACACCACUGACCUGGAAGAGAACACCUAUGAGGUUCAUGUAUUCACCGGCACUGUCUGGGGAGCUGGCACUGAUGCCAAUGUGUUCAUUACAAUUUAUGGAGAGAUUGGAGACACCGGUGAACGCCAGCUGAGAAAAUCCAACCACCUCAACAAGUUCGAGAAAGCACAGGAGGAUGUUUUCUCUAUAAAUGCUGUUGAUAUGGGAGAGCUCAAAAAGCUUAGGAUCCGCCAUGAUAAUAAAGGAGGGAACGCCGCAUGGUUCCUGGACCGCGUUGAAAUAAUGGAUAUGAAAGAUGAAACCAAAUACUUUUUCCCAUGUCAGAGGUGGCUGGCAGUGGAUGAAGACGAUGGGCAGAUAUCUCGAAUGUUGGUGCCGGUAAAUGAAGCAUUUAUGAAAAAGGAUGACGACGGCGAAGAGCAAUCCCUUGCUACGCUGGGCUUGGAGCAAAAAGCCAAAUCUACAACAUACACAGUGAGAGUGAAGACGGGGGACAAGAAGCACGCUGGGACCGAUGCCAACGUGUUUAUUAUAUUGUAUGGAGAGAAAGAUGAUACUGGUUUAAUGAACCUCAAGGCAUCCAAAACCAACAAGAACAAGUUUGAGAGGGGUCAGGAUGACGUGUUUACCGUUGAGGCUGUGGAUAUCGGGCCCCUCAAAAAGAUCAAAAUCGGUCAUGACAACAAAGGGCCCUCCGCCGGGUGGUUCCUUGACUGGGUGGAAAUUGAUGCACCGUCUCUUGGACACAGGGUCAAAUUCCCUUGUGGACGCUGGUUGGAUAAAACCGAAGAUGAUGGCGACAUCGAAAGAUAUCUCUUCCCUUCUGAGCUUCAGACCGAACAGUACACUCCAUUUGUGCCCUAUGAGAUUACCGUUUACACCAGUGACAUCUUUGGAGCGGGGACAGAUUCCGAUGUGUUCAUCGUUCUGUACGGCAGGGACGGAGUCUGUACCACGCAGAAGUCCCUCUGUGUAAACAAGCGCGAGCGAAGAAUGUACUUCGAGAGGAACUCUGUAGACCAGUUCAUAGUGGAGCUGGAGGACAUCGGGGAUGUGAUUGAAAAGAUACGCAUUGGACACAAUGGAAAAGGCAUCAACUCCGGGUGGCAUCUUGACAGAGUAGAGAUACGGCGCCUGUUACCCAAUGGAAAGGGUUCACAGACUGUCACCUUUCCAUGUGAGCGAUGGCUGGCAAAGUCCGAAGACGACGGAGAGACGAUGAGGGAGCUCACACCAUCAGACAUCUUUACCGAGAAGCUUACAAGGGACGGCACUCUGAAACAGAUUGAAAUGGAAGUGGAAGACCCUCUGGAAACGCACAACUAUAGCAUAUCUGUGUACACCGGAGAUAUCUAUGGCGCUGGAACGGAUGCAAAUGUCUUCCUCACUGUCUACGGGGACCUCGGCGACACCGGAGAGCGCAAACUCAGCAAAUCCGAGACCAACAAGAACAAGUUUGAGAGAGGGCAGGUGGAUAAAUUUAAUAUUGAGGCCGUGGAUUUGGGUACCAUUUUCAAAAUUAAGAUCCGACAUGAUAACAGCAUGCUGAACCCAGAUUGGUACUUGGAGAGGGUGGAAAUCCUAAAUGAGGUGACAGAGGAGACGUAUAUGUUCCUUUGUGAGCGAUGGCUUUCCACCAAGAAAGAAGACAAGAAGAUCGACAGGAAUUUUUAUGAAAAGGAUUAUGACGGAGAGCGACAAAGCUUGGGCAGCUCAUCGAAAAGCUUUUGGGGCUCGGCUCUAAGUCUCAAAAGUCAGGACAACAAUGCCAACUUGAAGAAUAAAAGCAGUGUAGAUGGCUCCAUACAAGAUGGACAAUUGAUUCCCUAUCACAUCACCAUCACCACAGGCCAGGAGCGUGAUGGUGGCACUGAAGCCCGAGCCUACGUCAUCAUUAUGGGUCCUCAGAAGAUAAGGACAGAGAGGCUCUGGCUGGACCUCCCCAAGGGAAAGAAAAGCUUUGCUCCAGGGUCCGUCGAGAAGUUCUCAGUUGUGGGUUUAGAUGUGGGAGAGAUUAAGAGGAUGGAGCUUGGCCAUGAUGGGUCUACUCCAGAGAGCUGCUGGCUGGUGGAAGAAAUACAACUCAAUGUGCCUACCAAAGGGGUCAUGUACACCUUUACUUGUAAAUGUUGGUUUGCCAAAGACAGAGGAGACGGUCUCAGUGCUCGCGUCUUUAAUAUAUUGGAUGCAGCUGCCAUCACCAUUGGCCAAAAGGUUCUCCAUGAAGUCACUGUGGUCACUGGUGAUGUUCCCAAUGGAGGUACCGAUGCCAAUAUUUACAUGAUAUGUUACGGGGCCAGUGGGAGCACCGAUGAAAUGCUGUUGCCAAAAUGUGGAGACAGGUUUGAGAGAGGUCAAAGAGACACGUUUGUAAUGGAAAUUGCUGAUAUUGCACCCUUCAAGAAGAUGAGGGUCUGGAUAGAUGGGAAAGGAAGCCGUCCUGAGUGGUAUCUUGAUAAGAUAAUACUGAAAAACAUGAGUAAUGAAGAAGAGACGACAUUUACCUAUGAUGACUGGCUGUCAAAGACCAAAGGUGAGAAGAGGCAACUGUCGUGCGAGUUGGCGGCCGUAGUAGAUGAGGAGGAGAUGGUUGAUACCACCACAUACAUCAUCCAAGUGAAGACUAGCGACGUCACAGGUGGCGGUACCGAUGCCAACGUUUUCCUGACAAUCUUUGGAGAGAACGGUGACAGCGGAACACUUGCGAUGAAGCAGUCGAAUAACACCAACAAGUUUGAGAAAAAUCAGAUGGACUCUUUCCGCUUUCCAGAUAUGCUAAGCCUGGGCGACCUCUGCAAAGUGCGCGUGUGGCAUGACAACUCUGGGGUCGGUCCCGGGUGGCACUUGGAGUUUAUAGAUGUAAGAGACGAGUUGAUGAACAAGACGUUCCGCUUCCAGUGCGAUCGCUGGCUGGCUAAGAACCGCGAAGACAAGCAGAUCAUCAGAGAGCUCGCCUGUGCCAACAACGACAUCCUGGACCUCAAGGAGCGCACGUCAUAUGAGAUAGUGACGGUGACAAGUGACCGCAAUGAUGCCGAGUCAAAAGAGAACGUCUGGAUUGUAUUAGAAGGGAAGAAGGGAAGAUCUAAGGAGUUUCUACUGGAGAACAACUCCAAGAAGAGGAGAUUUGCUCGGAAUGCAACGGAUGUGUUUAAGUUUCCAUCAAAGAACGUGGGUGAUAUUGCAGCAAUAUGCGUUGGCCAUUGUCCUAAGGAUGGGAAGAAGUUUUCUCCCAAGCAAGAUUUGCACUGGCACGUGAAGGAGAUCACCAUCACAGAAUUGGAACUUGGAAACCAAUAUAUCUUUAACUGCAAUGCCAAGGUUCCACUGCGCAACAAAAGAGACGACUACAAAGUCUUUGAGUGUGCCAAGACCAUCGAGAGCUUUGCCAGUAAGGCCCGCAGCCUCGUUCCGGUGAAAUACGAAGUCAUCAUAGUCACUGGUUUCGAAAAGGGAUCAGGAACAGACGCCAAUGUUUCCAUCAUUAUGUUCGGGUCCAAUGGAGACUCGGGCAAGCACGACCUAAAACAGAAGAUGAGGAACCUCUUUGAACGAGGAAAGACCAACCGUUUUUAUAUCGAGACGUUAGACCUGGGCGAGAUGAAGAAAGUUCGUGUAGAACAUGAUAAUAGUGGACUCAACCCUGGCUGGCUGCUGGAGAGGGUCGAGGUCACCAAUUCCGCCACUGGAGUGACGACCAUUUUUCCAUGUGGCAAGUGGCUGGACAAAAAGAGAGGUGACGGUGAGCUAGUGAGAGAUCUCUACCCAAGAUACUAGACCAACCUAAAUUAUCUGCGCCAUCUUGCCAUGCCUUUCAUAGACAAAUUUUACAUGUAUUUUAUACAUAUUUAUAACGUACUUUUUUUAUAUACUAAACACCAAGACGUUAAACACAACCUGUACAGGAUCUCCUUUUAUGACUUUUGAAGAAUCAGAACCUUUCACUGUAUUUCGGUACUUCCUGGUAGCGACCUGUCAGCCAUUUUGUCACCCCAGAUAAAGGCCAUAAUCCAGCACUUGUGUUACCAUAGAGCUCAGGAAAACUGAACAAAUAUAUUUUUCCUUCAUUGGGUAAAAAAAUCAUGAUAUAAUGUUUAAUAAACUGAUAUAUAAUUGUGA